Molecule: messenger RNA, 2719 nt
Organism: Pseudoliparis swirei
Lineage: Eukaryota; Metazoa; Chordata; Actinopteri; Perciformes; Liparidae
Gene: abhd2b
Product: abhydrolase domain containing 2, acylglycerol lipase b
Exons: 8
Coding region: 62-1123 (353 amino acids)
Biological process (GO): steroid hormone receptor signaling pathway; acylglycerol catabolic process; medium-chain fatty acid catabolic process
Cellular component (GO): sperm flagellum; sperm plasma membrane
Molecular function (GO): acetylesterase activity; monoacylglycerol lipase activity
Source: RefSeq, a predicted model, not a curated record
AUACAUUCCUCCCUUGUUGUGGGGCAAGAACGGACACCUCCAGACGGCCCUGUACGGCAAGAUGGGGCGCGUCAACACGCCGACGCUCUCCGGGACCCGCAAGUUCCUGCUGAUGCCGGACGGGGCCACGGCGACCUUUGACCUCUUUGAAGCUCUCGGAGAUCACAGCACGGGAGAUGACGUUACCAUGGUAAUCUGCCCUGGGAUCGGUAACCAUAGCGAGAAGAACUACAUCCGUACCUUCGUGGAUCACUCCCAGCGGCGCGGUUACCGCUGCGCCGUGCUCAACCACCUGGGAGCCCUGCCCAACGUGGAGCUCACCUCGCCGCGCAUGUUCACCUACGGUUGCACCUGGGAGUACGCCGCCAUGGUGGCCCACGUGAAGCGGGCUUUCCCCCAGACGCUGCUGGUGGCCGUGGGCUUCAGCCUGGGGGGCAACAUCGUCUGCAAGUUCUUGGGCGAGAGCCCGUCCAACCAGGACCGGGUGCUCUGCUGCGUCACCGUCUGCCAGGGCUACAACGCCCACAGAGUCCAGGAGACGUUCUUCCAGUGGGAUCGCUGCAGGAGACUCUACAACUUUGUGCUGGCGGCCCGAAUGAAGAAGCUCAUCCUGUCACACAGGAGCAGCCUGCUGGGCUUGACCUCCAGCAACAUCGGUGAGCUGGAGCUGAGCCGGCUGCACGCCGCCACGUCUCUGAUGCAGAUCGACGACAGCAUCAUGAGGAAAUUCCACGGCUACAGCUCCUUGAAGGAGUACUACGAGAAGGAGAGCUGCAUGAACUACAUCCACAAUGUUGCCGUGCCGAUGUUCCUCAUCAACUCGUUAGACGACCCGCUCAUCCAUCAGUCACUCCUGGAAAUACCACGCGCACUCGCAGAGACGAUGCCCAACGUGACCUUCGCCCUGACCCAGCACGGGGGCCACCUGGGCUUCUUCGAGGGCGCCAUGCUGUUCCCGCAGCCGCUCACCUGGAUGGACAAGGUGGUCGUCCAGUACGCCGACGCCAUCUGCCACUGGGACAAGAUCCGGCCGGCGUGCCAGAGGAGCGGCGGCCGGCAGGACGUGAGCGCCUGCCUGAAGAGAACGCGGGGAACCGACCGGAGUCUGGAGACCGAACGAUAGACCCCCAAAACUACAACUCCUCCGCCAUCUUUGCUCCACGUCGUCGGGGACCCAGCGGCCUCGAGAGGGGUCGGCGCGUAGUUCUGGGAAAUGUAGGAAGUCUCCGAAAUGGAUGAGGCGAAAGUUCAAGUGUGUGUGUGGGGGGGGGGGGGGGGCGUUAAAUUAUGUACGUGGGCGCGUGGAAGGGGCCGGAAAAUGUAACGCGACCCUCGUGUUGAAUCGGUCCUUUCCUCUUGUUCCUCCCAGUGUAACACCAGUUCACCCUCUGCUGGAAAGCAGGGUGAUAUAAUUAGUGGUGGGGGGGGGGGUUGACCUCUGACCUCUGACCUCUGACCUGUGUGUAGUAAGAAGAGAAAAGGUGUGUUUCUCGACGUGAAUAAAUCCAAUAUUCAUACGAACGACGCACAACAAAAAGUGUAACGCCUUAAAAACCUUUAAUUGUAAAAUACAGCCGAAGACCCGUCGGUUAUGAGGCAUAUUUUUUAUUAUUACACCUAUUUAACCAGAUAUUACAAGUGCCUCUAAUACAAAUGUGCAAUCUGCAGCAACGUGUGGCUGCUCAUGAAUCACUGAGCUCUCUGACUUUAUGGUUCACCGUUAUGACCCCCAGCUGUUGCGCAACAAAUUAACAGGUUUGUCGUGUUUUUUAUUGCAGGAAAUGACAACCCCCCCCCCCCCGCGUUCGAUUUAUAUAUUAUUGAGGCAUACUUUUUUGAGCAUUUCCAUUGUGGUCAGGGACCAUGAGACGUUAUUAUUGUUGCCGUGGACCUUCUGGAAGAAAGACAAAACAAAAAGGACCAAACUGUUUACAACUAAAAAGGAGAGGAGAGGAGAGGAAGAUGGGACUCAACCAGUCGGCGUAUCGGAUCAUAAAUCCAGCCGUGGACUCUUAAUUGAUGCACUUACUCAGAAGCAAAUGGACCAAAGCACGCUUCACUUUUCAAUAUGAAAGUAACGUUCGACUUUUAAAAAAAUAGUUGUUGCUGCAUUGUUGAUCCUCAGAAGAAACACGACGGAAGUCUCACAUCUUUGAACACGGGAGAAUUUUUUUUGGGUGGGUUGUUUUUAAAGCUGCCGGGCGGAGUUUGUCACAUAAAAAUAUUUGCGGAAAAAACAACUUAAAUACGGUGAAGAGAGGAUGGGGGAAAAAACACUCACAAAACGUACCUCUUUGUGUCUCACGAUACGGUUAAUUAUUCUUCCUCUAAGAGCCGCGGUGACUGUUUUUUAUCUGAAGAAAUGACUCGUCGUUUAUUCCUGUGGAUGUUUGAUGUGUGAGACAACUUCCUGUGAGCAAACAUCCUGCAGUCGGGCUCACUCCACCCAAGUGCGUGCGAGCUUUAAUAUUAAUAUUAUCGUUAUCAGAUUUAACACCACUUUGAUUCUCUCUCUGUUUUUUAAGGCUGAUUUCUAACCUGCAGCAGCGUUGAGUGUCCGGACUGAAGCGGGCAGCGUUGCUUAGCACUUUACUGUCUUUUACUGUGUUUGUUCUUUAUCAGCGUAUUGGGUGUAACCUUUUUGUAAUCUAAUGGCGGUGCACAGUCGUGACUGAUUAGUCACAUUUUGCCCCAUAAUAAAAAUAUUUUUCACAUUCGA